Molecule: messenger RNA, 894 nt
Organism: Suillus plorans
Lineage: Eukaryota; Fungi; Basidiomycota; Agaricomycetes; Boletales; Suillaceae
Product: casein kinase I isoform alpha-like protein
Exons: 3
Coding region: 1-894 (297 amino acids)
Biological process (GO): endocytosis; signal transduction; peptidyl-serine phosphorylation
Cellular component (GO): cytoplasm; nucleus
Molecular function (GO): protein serine/threonine kinase activity; ATP binding
Source: RefSeq, a predicted model, not a curated record
AUGAAAGCUCCAAACACACCUCUAUCUUUCUCAAAGCCCAACAUUGUAGCCAAGGGAUCAGGAUUAGAGCCUUUUCAGAUCGAUGGGAGGUUCAGGCUGGGUGCAGAAAUCGGGUCUGGAUCACAUGGUCGCGUGUUCAUCGCCAAGGAUAUUUUUACUGGCCAGAAGGUCAUAGCAAAGCUAGAACGUUCAAAACCAAGAACACUAGAGCAGGAGUAUGCUGCGUACUUGGCUCUUGCUGGUGGAAACAGUAUUCCGCAUAUUCACUGGUUCAGAUCAGACUCUGGACAUCACGCAAUUAUAAUGGAACACCUUGGUCCCUCGCUCGAGAUGUAUUUCAAUGCCUGCAACAAAAGAUUGGACUUACAGACGGUAAUUUCAUUUGCAAAGCAGCUGAUUUCGUGCAUUGAGUAUAUUCACUUGCAUGAUUACAUCCAUCGUGAUAUUAAACCCUCCAAUAUCGUUCUCAGCAGAGAAAUAGAUGAGGUUGAGAGCAUCAAGCUUUAUAUCAUCGACUUCAGCGUUGCACGACUGUUCCGUGACUCGAAUCGUCGUCACAUACAAUUCAAAAACGACCAACACUUUGUUGGAAAUCUACAAUUCGCAUCCAUCAAUGCUCAUCGAGGUGUGGAGCAGAGUCGGCGCGAUGAUAUCGAGUCACUCACUUAUGUUCUUGUGUAUUUGAUAUGUGGUGAUCUCCCUUGGGCUCCACUCGAUUCAGAAGAUGCGUACCCCUGCGACAGUUCAAGUCGUAUUUUGCAGUCGAAAAUCCAGACCUCUCCCAAAACACUCUGUUUUGGACUUCCCUCAGGAUUCGCCACCAUGCUCACUUAUGCUCGCGGUCUUCAGUUCAGCGAGAAACCAGAUUAUCCCUACCUUCGUCAACUUCUGUAG